AUGUCGCAGCUUUAUUCUGUGCCGGACGUCUUUGGACUGCGCGUGGAUGACCUGGAGGAUUCAGAGGAGGGGGAGGAACAGCCGCUGGUGGGCUCCGAGCCGAACAAGCCGAAGGUGAACAGAGUCGACGACGACGACGACGUCACUACAGUGGAUGAGUGGUUGAACGGCUGCCUUAGAAACACCUGCUUCCUGCUCGCUGGAAUGUUUUGUGGCGUCGUAGUCCUUGCAGCAGUGUUGGACACCGGUGGCCUGGAGCUAACCCAGCUAAGCUUGUCGGGUAAACACUCCUCGGCUGCAACUUCAACAACAGCCGUAAACCUCGGAAACCUGAGGGCUUCCGAGACUCUGUCAGCAUCAGCCACUCCCAUUCCGAAGGCCACACUUCCCGAGCUUCCUGAGUUCCGUCCUGGAAGGCUUGACUUGGUCUCUGCUGGCGAGUACAGGUAUCCCUAUGAUCCGGGCCAAGGUGCAUUUAAUGCAAAGGCCAUGGAGUGUCUCCGGCAGACGACUCCGGAGCUCGAACGCCUGGAAUACCCAGACGAUGCUGAAGAGCAUUUCGAAGAACUGAACCGAACCAUGAGCAAGUUCACCAAGGGUGUGAAGCCGCUGUGCGGCAAGAUCUCGGCUGGCUUCUGUGGCCCAUGGCUUGAGAACCACUGGAUCGGGCAUUUCAGCACCUUGUGGCGGAACCGCAAGAACGGCACACGGCUCCGUGACCUCUUUGGCCCGUAUAUUCCGAUCUUGUUUCCGUUCCUAGAUAUAUACAUUCCGAAUUUUUAUCGUUACCCGAAAGGGCAGCUUGAGACGUUAAACCGCACGAUGCGACCCAACGUGCUCUACUUGGCUGUAUCUCAAUGCGACGAUGGCAUCUUUGGACACUCGCCAAAGCGCGACUUAGUCAAGUUCAGGCAGACAGACUUCCCAAAUAUGUUGGUCAUGAGCGCUGGUGGGUAUGGCCACGUUCCAUUGCCUUUGUUCAAGCAGGAGGAGGAUCCAGUGCCAGCCGCGCCAAUUAUGGACAGAACAUACGCGGCUUCCUUCAUGGGUUCAUUGGAUCACGGACCUAAGGGGCUGAGAAUCGGCAUGAAGAAAAACAGUGAAGACUGGGGCAAAGCAAGAGGCAAGCAGGUUCGAAUAGGGCGGGGCACGGACUGGAAGGAAGUCAUGGGAAACACGAGCUUGAAUCUCUCGCCACGUGGGUUCGGACGGAAUUCCUACCGAACGGUAGAGCUGUUCCAGAUGGGGUUGAUACCUAUUUAUGUGCACGACAAAGUACCCUGGCUGUUCUACAAAGAUCUUUGGAUCGAGGAGAAGAUUGGGUUUUUUUCGACCGCCGAAGCCUUGGGGCGAACCUUGGAUCAUGCUUUCUCAGAUAUUCCAAAGCUGCUGGAGAUGGAAAGGCGGAUCCGGGCCAUGAGAGAGACCCAUUUUACGCCACUGGGCAUCUUGGAUCAGAUCUCCAAAUUCAUGACCGAACGGGAUGGCGGUGGCGAUCUCAGGUGCCAGGCCUUGCCAGACAGCGUACUCUGA
Symbiodinium natans is the source of this 1533-nucleotide messenger RNA. Lineage: Eukaryota; Dinophyceae; Suessiales; Symbiodiniaceae. The record is from the annotation of a GenBank genome assembly.